CGUUACAACACACACUUAAAAUGACAAUUGUACACAAUUUCAUUGUGUUUGCCUUGUGCUCCAUCAUUUAUCAAGGCAGUGUUUCCGCCCAGACGCCAAUAUGGCCUAUUCCGACCAGCUGUCCCGCAACAAGCCCUCUAACAUACACCGUUCACCUCCAGCAUGAUACCGAUUGUACGAAAUUUUAUAAAUGCGACCAUGGAAAGAAAAUUCUGUUCUCCUGCCCCUCUGGACUACAUUUUCAUCCGCUAUUCCAAGUGUGCGACUGGCCGGCAAACGUUGGCUGCACCCAUGUUCCAACUCCAAGCCCAACAACCCCAAGCACCACAACUCCCACACCAACUACUCCUUCCGUAGAUCCAGGUUGCCCAUUCCCUGGCCCCCUCAACUACACAGUCCAUUUGCCACACGCCACCGACUGUACGAAAUUCUACAAGUGUGACAAUGGCAAGAAAGUUGAAUUCGAUUGCCCGUCUGGACUGCACUUCAACCCAGUCUUGGAAGUUUGUGAUUGGCCAGCAGCUGCUGGAUGUGGGACUACAACCCCAACACCUAAACCAACUCCAAGCCCAACAACUCCUUCCGUAGAUCCAGGUUGCCCGUUCCCUGGCCCUCUCAACCACACAGUCCAUUUGCCACACGCCACUGACUGUACGAAAUUCUACAAGUGUGACAAUGGCAAGAAAGUUGAAUUCGAUUGCCCGUCUGGACUGCACUUCAACCCAGUCUUGGAAGUUUGUGAUUGGCCAGCAGCUGCUGGAUGUGGGACUACAACCCCAACACCUAAACCAACUCCAAGCCCAACAACUCCUUCCGUAGAUCCAGGUUGCCCAUUCCCUGGCCCCCUCAACUACACAGUCCAUUUGCCACACGCCACUGACUGUACGAAAUUCUACAAGUGUGACAAUGGCAAGAAAGUUGAAUUCGAUUGCCCGUCUGGACUGCACUUCAACCCAGUCUUGGAAGUUUGUGAUUGGCCAGCAGCUGCUGGAUGUGGGACUACAACCCCAACACCUAAACCAACUCCAAGCCCAACAACUCCUUCCGUAGAUCCAGGUUGCCCGUUCCCUGGCCCUCUCAACCACACAGUCCAUUUGCCACACGCCACUGACUGUACGAAAUUCUACAAGUGUGACAAUGGCAAGAAAGUUGAAUUCGAUUGCCCGUCUGGACUGCACUUCAACCCAGUCUUGGAAGUUUGUGAUUGGCCAGCAGCUGCUGGAUGUGGGACUACAACCCCAACACCUAAACCAACUCCAAGCCCAACAACUCCUUCCGUAGAUCCAGGUUGCCCGUUCCCUGGCCCUCUCAACCACACAGUCCAUUUGCCACACGCCACUGACUGUACGAAAUUCUACAAGUGUGACAAUGGCAAGAAAGUUGAAUUCGAUUGCCCGUCUGGACUGCACUUCAACCCAGUCUUGGAAGUUUGUGAUUGGCCAGCAGCUGCUGGAUGUGGGACUACAACCCCAACACCUAAACCAACUCCAAGCCCAACAACUCCUUCCGUAGAUCCAGGUUGCCCGUUCCCUGGCCCUCUCAACCACACAGUCCAUUUGCCACACGCCACUGACUGUACGAAAUUCUACAAGUGUGACAAUGGCAAGAAAGUUGAAUUCGAUUGCCCGUCUGGACUGCACUUCAACCCAGUCUUGGAAGUCUGUGAUUGGCCAGCAGCUGCUGGAUGUGGGACUACAACCCCAACACCUAAACCAACUCCAAGCCCAACAACUCCUUCCGUAGAUCCAGGUUGCCCAUUCCCUGGCCCUCUCAACUACACAGUCCAUUUGCCACACGCCACUGACUGUACAAAAUUCUACAAGUGUGACAAUGGCAAGAAAGUUGAAUUCGAUUGCCCGUCUGGAAUGCACUUCAACCCAGUCUUGGAAGUUUGUGAUUGGCCAGGAUCUGCUGGAUGUGGGACUACACCCCCAACUCCUAGACCAACUCCUAGCACAACUACUCCUGCAAGUAGCAAAUGCGCAACAGCCCCGCACAACUACCACAUUCCACAUGCUACCGAUUGUACAAAAUUCUACAAAUGUGAUCAUGGUAUACCAGUUGAAUUCGACUGUCCACCUGGGCUCCAUUUCAAUGCGAGGUACCAAGUGUGUGAUUGGCCAGCCAGUGCUGGAUGUUAAAGCAAUCCGUUAAAAAGCAUUAAUAAAAGCUAAAUUAAAAGUCAA
Messenger RNA from Tribolium castaneum (red flour beetle), 2186 nucleotides. RefSeq names its product peritrophic matrix protein 9 (gene Pmp9). NCBI's taxonomy places the organism in Eukaryota, Metazoa, Arthropoda, Insecta, Coleoptera, Tenebrionidae. The transcript has a single exon. Gene Ontology annotation, cellular component: extracellular region. Gene Ontology annotation, molecular function: chitin binding. Bases 21 to 2141 code for a protein of 706 amino acids. The record is from RefSeq and is marked provisional.